Molecule: messenger RNA, 7482 nt
Organism: Lagopus muta (rock ptarmigan)
Lineage: Eukaryota; Metazoa; Chordata; Aves; Galliformes; Phasianidae
Gene: BRWD3
Product: bromodomain and WD repeat domain containing 3
Exons: 40
Coding region: 250-5640 (1796 amino acids)
Biological process (GO): regulation of cell shape; regulation of transcription by RNA polymerase II; cytoskeleton organization
Cellular component (GO): nucleus
Molecular function (GO): protein binding
Source: RefSeq, a predicted model, not a curated record
CCGCAACCGCUCUGCACCGCCCUCGCGCGGCCGGCGGCGCUCCCUGCACCCAGCUCGGCGGUCGCCUUCUCCGGGCCGGGCUAUCUAUGGGGCGAACGGCGAUGCCAUGAAGCCGGCGGAGAACGGCAGCGGGGCGAACGCCGCGCACGGGCAGCGGGGCUCCUCCAUGGGCGUUCGGCCGCUGUAGGAGCGCCGAGUGCGCGGGGCGCGAUCCGCCACCUCCCCUCCCCCUCGGGCCUCCUGAGGAGGAUGGCGACGGCGGCCGCCCCGACCCAGCUGGAAGCCGAGCUCUAUUACCUGAUCGCCAGGUUCCUGCAGUCCGGACCCUGCAAGAAAUCCGCCCAGGUGCUGGUGGAGGAGCUGGAGGAGCACCAGCUGAUCCCCCGGCGCCUGGACUGGCAGGGCAAGGAGCACCGCCGCAGCUUCGAGGACCUGGUGGCUGUCAAUGCACACAUCCCUCCGGAUUAUCUUCUUAGGAUCUGUGAGAGACUCGGGCCACUUUUAGACAAGGAAAUCCCACAGAGCGUCUUAGGUGUGCAGACCUUGCUGGGAGUUGGGCGGCAAUCUCUGUUAAGGGCAGCAAAAGAUUUCAGACACACACUAUGGAAGGGAUCAGCAUUUGCAGCUCUUCACAGAGGCCGGCCUCCCGAACUACCUGUAAAUUAUGGGAAACCACCAAACGUGGUAAAUAUUCUUUCUGCACGGCAAUUAACUGGAUGUGGACGUUUCAGCCACUUGUUCCCAACAUCCACCUACCAACAGAUGAAGAUGCACAAGAGGAUAUUAGGGCAUCUAUCUUCUGUUUACUGUAUAGCCUUUGAUCGCAGUGGGAGAAGAAUUUUUACAGGGUCAGAUGAUUGCUUGGUCAAAAUCUGGGCUACAGAUGAUGGGCGCCUGCUCUCAACGCUGCGAGGGCACUCAGCUGAGAUUUCUGACAUGGCUGUUAACUAUGAGAACACGCUGCUUGCAGCAGGCAGUUGUGAUAAGAUUGUCAGAGUGUGGUGUCUUCGAACCUGUGCCCCAGUUGCAGUCCUGCAGGGCCAUUCUGCUUCCAUUACUUCUAUACAGUUCUCUCCAGCAAGAAAAGGCACAACACGAUACCUCACUUCUACUGGUGCUGAUGGAACAAUCUGUUUCUGGCAGUGGCAUGCAAACACCAUGAAGUUUAAGGAUCGCCCUGUGAAAUUUGCGGAGAGGUCCAGGCCUGGCGUUCAGAUAUCUUGUUCAUCUUUCAGUUCUGGUGGCAUGUUCAUUGCAACAGGUAGUACUGACCACGUGAUAAGAAUAUAUUAUUUGGGCUCAGAGUCUCCAGAGAAAAUGGCAGAGUUGGAAUCUCACACGGACAAAGUUGUCGCAGUCCAGUUCUGUAACAAUGGAGACAGUUUAAGAUUUGUCAGCGGAAGCAGAGAUGGAACAGCAAGAGUAUGGCAAUAUCAUCAGCAAGAAUGGAAGAGUGUAGUCCUGGAUAUGGCGACUAAAAUGACAGGAAACAAUGUAGCAUCUGGAGAGGACAAGGUGACUAAACUGAAGGUUACAAUGGUGGCUUGGGAUAGAUAUGAUGCAACUGUCAUCACUGCAGUCAACAAUUUCCUUCUCAAAGUGUGGAACUCAUCCACAGGGCAGCUUCUUCAUAGCUUAUCUGGUCAUGAUGAUGAAGUUUUUGUUCUGGAGGCCCAUCCAUUUGACCAAAGGAUUGUACUUUCCGCGGGUCACGAUGGAAAUAUUUUCAUUUGGGAUAUAGACAAAGGAACAAAAAUUCGUAAUUACUUUAACAUGAUUGAGGGCCAAGGCCAUGGAGCUGUUUUUGAUUGCAAGUUCUCACCAGAUGGACAGCAUUUUGCCUGCACAGACUCUCAUGGACACCUGCUGCUAUUUGGUUUUGGAUGCAGUAAAUAUUAUGAAAAGAUUCCAGAUCAGAUGUUCUUCCAUACAGAUUACCGACCACUGAUCCGUGAUGCAAAUAACUAUGUUUUGGACGAACAGACUCAGCAGGCUCCACAUCUUAUGCCUCCUCCAUUUCUGGUGGAUGUUGAUGGAAAUCCUCAUCCCACGAGAUUCCAGCGGCUGGUACCAGGGAGAGAAAAUUGCAAGGAUGAACAACUUAUUCCUCAGCUGGGUUAUGUAGCUAAUGGUGAUGGUGAAGUAGUUGAACAAGUCAUUGGACAGCAAACUAAUGACCAAGAUGAAAGUAUCCUUGAUGGGAUGAUCAGAGAGCUACAAAGGGAGCAGGAUCUGAGACUAAUCAAUGAAGGAGAAACUCUUCCAAACCCUCCACUCAAUAGAUCUCACUCUGUUAAUGGAGCUCUUCGAAGUCCAGCCUUGGAAAUUGCAUCUCCACCAAACGUUGGUCUCCGGAGAAGCGGUCAGAUUGAAGGGGUCCGGCAAAUGCAUCACAAUGCUCCCCGAAGUCAAAUGGCAACAGAGAGAGAUCUCAUGGCAUGGAGCAGAAGAGUAGUGGUGAAUGAGCUUCCUCCAGGCAUCAGCAAAGUCCAGGAAGAAUGUCGAGCUGCCAAAGGUGAAAUUGAAAUUGGUUUAUACACUGUUGAAAAGAAGAGAAAGCCAUCCCACACCUUACAACGGAAUGAUUACCAACCUGGAAGUGGAAGAUCUUUGAGAAGGAACCAGCGCAAACGCCAGCACGCGUAUCAGACCCGCUCCACGAUAGAGCACAGUCAGCAAGGAGCAAGUCAGAACUCACGUGCACGGGAAGAGUCAGACAGCUCCUCAGAGGAAGAUGAGACAGUUGGCACAAGUGAUGCAUCUGUGGAUGAUCCUGUGGCAACAUGGCAAAGUGACAGCAGCUCCAGUGAUUCAUCAAGUGAAUAUUCUGACUGGACAGCUGAUGCUGGAAUUAAUCUCCAGCCUCCAAAGAGACAAACGAGGCAGGCGGCUCGGAAAAUCUGUAGUAGUUCUGAAGAUGAAAAUGUGAAGGGAACAAAAGGAGUGGAGCAAAAACGAAGGAAACUAAAACAACCUAGAAAAAAGAAACCAAGUGGACUGCUUUCAAUGGAAGGGGAGCCCAGUGAGGAGUGGCUGGCCCCGCAGUGGAUCUUGGACACCAUACCGCGCCGCUCACCUUUUGUCCCGCAAAUGGGAGAUGAGAUCAUAUACUUCAGGCAAGGCCAUGAAGCUUAUGUGCGGGCAGUAAGAAAAGCAAAAAUUUACAGUAUUAACAUGCAAAAACAACCAUGGAACAAAAUGGAACUCAGGGAACAAGAAUUUGUGAAGACUGUAGGAAUUAAAUAUGAAGUUGGGCCCCCUACACUUUGCUGCUUGAAGCUUGCAUUCCUAGAUCCAAUCACAGGCAAAAUGACAGGAGAAUCAUUUUCCAUUAAGUAUCAUGAUAUGCCAGAUGUUAUUGACUUCCUUGUGCUGCAUCAGUUUUAUAAUGAAGCCAAAGAGAGGAACUGGCAAAUAGGGGAUAGAUUUCGCAGUAUAAUAGAUGAUGCUUGGUGGUUUGGAACUGUGGAGAGUCAGCAGCCUUUUCAGGCAGAAUACCCUGAUAGUUCCUUCCAGUGCUACUCUGUUCACUGGGACAAUAAUGAAAGAGAGAAAAUGAGUCCAUGGGACAUGGAACCAAUUCCAGAAGGAACUGCUUAUCCAGAGGAGGUUGGUGCUGGAGUCCCUGUGACUCCAGAUGAGCUGACGGCUCUUCUCUACAAACCCCAGGAAGGAGAAUGGGGGGCCCAUUCCAGAGAUGAAGAAUGUGAGCGAGUAAUUCGGGGGAUUGAGCAACUUCUUUCUCUUGACAUUUCUAAUCCCUUUGCUGUUCCAGUGGACCUUAGUGCCUAUCCCAUGUAUUGCACUGUAGUUGCUUAUCCCACUGACCUCACCACAAUCAGGAGGAGACUUGAAAACAGGUUUUAUAGGAGAAUCUCUGCACUGAUGUGGGAGGUACGAUACAUUGAACACAAUGCCAGGACUUUCAAUGAGCCAGACAGUCCUAUAGUCAAAGCAGCCAAAAUCGUAACAGAUGUGUUACUUCGUUUCAUUGGGGAUCAGAGUUGUACGGAUAUAUUAGAUAUAUAUAAUAAGGUGAAAGCAGAAGAUCUGAGUAGUACUGAUGAAGAGGAAGAGGUGGCAGAAGUAGAUGUAGAUUCAGAUGCUCCAGGAACUUCCUCUGGAAAACGACGGCAGGUAAGAAGACGAAUAAAAAGACAGCCUGUGAAAGGAAGUCCUGACGCUUGGAAAGAGCAAUGCAAGCAGUUGUUAAACCUGAUUUAUGAAAGAGAGGACUCUGAGCCUUUUAGACAGCCAGUUGACCUCUUCUCCUAUCCUGAUUACCGAGAUAUUGUUGACACUCCUAUGGACUUCAGCACUGUGAAAGAAACCUUGGAAGCAGGGAAUUACACUAGUCCCUUGGAAUUCUACAAAGAUAUUCGUUUAAUAUUCUGCAACUCUAAAGCUUACACUCCUAACAAAAAGUCUCGAAUUUACAGCAUGACACUUCGACUAUCUGCCUUAUUUGAAAAUCAUAUGAAGAAUAUCAUCUCUGAGUACAAGUCAGCAAUGCAAUGCCAGAAGAGGAAAAGGCCCCGGUACCGAAAACGGCUAAGAAGCAGCAGCAGUUCACCAUCAACUAGCAGAGCCUCUAGUCCAAAAGGGAAACAGAAGCAAAUGAAGAUUCAACCUAAAACCAACCUGAAUACCUCAUUGCCUUUGACUAGGACCAGCUCUUCAGUUUCAUCUCAUGUUUCAGAUACAACAGAGGAACCUCUGGGUUCAGCCACUGGUGAAGAAGUGGAAGUCCAGCCGUCUUCCUCAGGCUCAAAUGCACAGAAUCGAAGUGGAAAUACCAUUGAUCCAGGGAAAAUUAAACCAGUCAGAAGUAAAGUGACACCAGUGAAACAAGAUCACUCUCCUGAUGGACCACUUACAAAUGGUGAUGGCAGAGAACCUCGGACAGGAGUGAAGAGGAAGCUAAUAAGUGCAUCAGAAGAUGAGCAUCUAGAGGAGGGAGAGGCAGAGGAAGAAGAAAAAAGAGAAUUAAAGGAAAAAUCUGGUUUGUCUUCAUCAGAAAGUGGGGAUUCAGGAUCUAGUUCAAGUUCUGAAAGUAGAAGUGGCUCUGAUUCAGACUCUGAAUCAACAUCUAGAACAGAUCAGGAUUACAUUGAUGGAGACCAUGACUACAGCAAAGUUGUGCAAUCCAAAAAACCCAAAAGAAAAAUCAAAAGAAAAUUCACCAGUGGGAAAAGGACCUGGCAGAGCAGAGGGACAGGGAGGAGAGGUAGGUGGGGAAGGUGGGGGAGAUGGAGCAGAGGGGGAAGAGGCGGUAGAGGUGGAAGAGGCUGUGGCAGAGGAAGAAGAGGUGGUGGCAGGGGUGGAAGAAGAGGCCGAGGAGGCAGAGGAGCCUCACGAGGAGCCACCAGAGCCAAACGUGCCCGAAUUACAGAUGACGAAUUUGAAACUCUGUUUGGAGGACAAUUUGGUGAAAAUGUGUUUGGAGGCCGAUUCAGUAGAGCACCUCGAAUCAGAACGAGGAAUGAGGGUAGAAGAACUGUCCUGUAUAACGACGAUUCUGAUAAUGACAAUUUUGUGCACACCGAGGAUCCUUUGAACCUUGGUACUUCCAGGUCAGGCAGGGUGCGGAAAAUGACAGAAAAAGCCAGGGUCAGCCAUCUCAUGGGAUGGAAUUAUUGACAGAUGAAAAACUUUGGAACAAUUUUAAAAAGAACUUCAAUGGCCUUCUACUGCAGGGAUUUUACCAGAAAAUCUACCAAGCAAGUUGUGCGGGGACUCCACUCACGUUUCACAGUGGUGCUUUUCCAUUAUGUCGGUUUGCGUUUGUUUUGAAACUUUAGAUCGCCACACUUCAUUGGUCAAAGCAAGCCUUAUUCAUUAGGCCUUAAAUUACAGAAAUUCUUCCCCACGCACUACGAGUUCAUCGCAUUAAAGAGGCUUCCAGCUUCUCAAUAAGAACGUGACAUUUUGAAUCAUGGUUAUGACUUCUCUCCCUUGUUUUGUUUUUGUAUUAUAGAAAUAGCACCUUCUUACAGAGUUUUUAUGUGGUUUUUGCCAUAAACCCUUAUACACAGUAAUAAUUAUAACUUUUGCACAAUACACCAAUCCUAAAGGCAGCUAUAAAAUGUUUACAGUUUCUAUAUUGUAAGAAGGAUCUGGAUUAUUUUAAUCUUCCCAGGCCAAACAGUCGUGAAUUGCGCUGAGCUGAAGUAUGUCUAUACUACAGUCAUGAGGGUCCUGAUGUGCUUUCUAUCGGUUCUUCAUUCGUGUAAAAAGUGACAAAGGGUUGGUGCCUUGUAAAUAUGUAGCAAACCUUUGAUGUGGUGUGUCCUAUGUGUGCAUUAACUUUAUUAAAAAGAGAAUACUUGAGAAGUAUGAAUAUCUAGACAAAAGGUGCCAAAUGCAAAAGUUAUUUGCAUCUAUUUUCUUUUUGUCCUCUCAUAUUUUUAUAGUAUUAAUAGAGAUUGUGCAGCUAAGUGGUAACUUCAACAUUUGAAAGGUUCCUCCUCUUCAAAGCAAAACGUGAUUUUUAAUAGUAGCUUGGCUACCUCUAUUUACAACUACUGGAAAUUUAAAAGAAAAUAGAUGCUAUUAUUCAGUACGUGUUGAAGUACUGGCAAGAAGGAGCUGUAGAAGGAUGGAAUUGUUCACCGAGUUGUGUAGUAAAGAUAUCUUUGACACAAUGAAAACAAAUCUAAGUAAUUAUCAGAGUUUUCAGAAGCAUAACGUUUUCAGCAGAUGGCAGUUUGUUGGUGCAGAUAGGCCAACUGUUUCCCAUACAAUUCUGCUGCCACUUAUUCAGUGCAAAUCUGUGUUUGUUUUAGUUUGUCCCUUGAAGCUGCUGGGGAAGCAGAAUGGAACUCUGGUGGCUGGCAGUGCUGGGAAGUCGCUGUUCCAUCCUCCACACGAAUUCUGGUAUCUCAAUCUUCCAGAAGUGAAUUCAUGUUGCACUGUAUUGUUGUGAUACUGCAGAAUGCUAACUUGAAACCAGAAUCAUUUUGGUAGUAGUGGUAGUAGUAGUGGUAGUACAGUGUGUGAUGAUACGAGGGAAAUGUAGAGGCUUUUCUGUGGGUGCAGAGCCAGCAGCCAGGAGCAGGCGCUUUGCAUGGGCUGAGCUGGUGGUGGCAGCCUCUGCUCAGCAGGGUCUGCUUGGAAUGCAUGUGGAACUUUGGUUUUCUCCUGUUGUCUAAAAGAACCUGACAGUUCCAGCUCAGUUGGAUGAGUUAGAUUACACUGAAGGAAGAAAAGGAAAGAAAGAGAUUGGACGUUUUUGGUGGAGUUUUUCAAUAUUCUUUUUAAAAACAAAACUAACAAACAAAAUCUUUCAUCCAGUAUCCUGAAGUUCUUCUGUGCACGGCUUGGUCAAUGAUUCUGGAAAACCUCAGGCAGCAAAGAGUGACCCGUGUAUAUUCGCAGAUGCAGAAAGAAUUUAGUUUUUGCCUUUCUAUAUUGAGCACUAUCUAUUUUAUCUCGCUUUCCAGAACCUCUAGUUAGAAACAAAAUGACUUGAAAAAAAAACAA